Messenger RNA from Hyaena hyaena (striped hyena), 1054 nucleotides. Its product is annotated as membrane-spanning 4-domains subfamily A member 4A-like. Bases 196 to 870 code for a protein of 224 amino acids. The record is from RefSeq and is a predicted model, not a curated record. Gene Ontology annotation, cellular component: Golgi apparatus; membrane. Lineage: Eukaryota; Metazoa; Chordata; Mammalia; Carnivora; Hyaenidae. The transcript has 7 exons.
UGCAUCUGAGAAACACUCGGCACCGCCUUUGGGGUUCAGAAAACCUGCAGGAGAGGAAUGCAGAUUUGACCCGAGUGAGGUGUGUGGCAGGAGCAAGCAUUGUGCGUGGACCGACGGCACUUGCCCCGAGUCUCCGGCACUCAUAGGAAACACUGCAGAUAUUGCAGUCUUGAAGAAAGCCUCUUUUCUGUUGCCAUGGCAACCAUGCAAGGACUGGAAGGGACCAUGCCAGAGGCUGGCCCUGGUAGGUACCAGCCGGACCAGCCUGCUGUUCUCCAGUCACAUCUGUGGAAGAGAAUGCCGGAGAAGUUUUUGAAGGGGGAGCCUAAAGUCCUUGGGGUCAUGCAGAUCCUGAUUGCCACGAUGAACCUCAGCUUGGAAAUAAUAAAGAUGGGUGUCCCAUUGUCACUUGCUCAGACACAUUCUUUUUCACAUUCUUUUUCAAGUCAGGAUGUGAACAAAUUUGUGGGGUCAGUGGUGUUUAUUAUUUCAGGAUCUUUGUCAAUUGUAGCAGGAAUUAGAACUACAAAAGGUCUGAUCCAAACUAGCCUAGGAUUAAACACCUUCAGUUCUGUCUUGGCUGGAGCAGAGGUCUUCCUCACUAUCCCCAACUUGAGUGAAUUUCAAGCGCCUGUCUUCUCCUGCAAAUUUCAUCAGAGGUUGGAGAGUUGUCCCAUGGCCAUGUCCAUUUUAACGAGUCUGGAUAUCGUGGUGCUCCUUUUGAACAUACUAGAGUUCUUCAUUGCUCUGUCUCUAUCUGCCUUUGGAUGCAAAGUUACCUGUUGUAAUCCUGGCGGGGUUGUGUUGAUUCUGCCAUCAAAUCCCAACGUGGCAGAAACAACAUCUCCCACACCACUUACAGAGGUCUGAUGUCACCAACAGAUCAACAGCAAAGUGUUCCAGAAAACCUAUCCUGCCAGUUGUACAAGAAUGCCACUUGGGAAAGUACCAGAAUCCAACGCUGAUAUAUACAGAUCUAUUUCAGAAUCGUGUUCUCAUUUUCCCCCAGGACCUCAACAAUUCAUUUACUUGCUCUUUAUCAACAAUAGCAGAA